CUGCACCUCCAACAAUCCACCAUUAUGUUUAAAAAUAUUGAUCGAUCUGUACGUGUCCUUUUUUCAUCAAACAAUUUGGCAAAAUAAACGGAUCUUGACACCUUUAGAGACAAUUGGCAACUAUAAUAUCAUUAAAUUAGACGUGCGACAUGUAUUGUCAAUACUCAUUACAUUAUCCUCUAUGGGAGGCCAAUUAGGAUUACAUAUACAUUUAAUUUCUACAUUCCUUCACAGACAAAUCUAAUAGACAUACAUGUUGAUGUCUGUGUAAGUUUUUGGCGGAGCUAGGGGCCGUCUGAUUUAGAUUAAAGGCCUAAAAUUCUUCUUCCAGAAGCUUAGUGGACUUCAACGUAGCAGAACAACUCAAGAUUCUUGUUGUCUCUAGGAGUUAUCAAGGACACAAACAUCGCCUAAGUGGUAGCUUGAUAUAACUAUAUCAUCCAUGUGCGUUGUGUUAUUGCAUUAAGAUAGGAUUUUCUUGGCUUGAAGAGUUGUCAAUUUUCUUUUUGGUAGGAGGAGGAGGCAGCGAAUGCCACAAAACAUCGCCUAGAAUAAGUUGCCUGUUAGAUCUAGAUCCAACUCAUGAUCAUCAGGUCCCUAUUCUCUACUUCUAUAUAUGAAAAGAAGUACAACUUGAGAACAUAGAAUUGGACCUUUCAAUUCAACAAGGAAAAACAAAUAUGGCUUUGAGAUCAAAAACCACCCUAAAGCAUGCUCGUUCUAGCAGCUUUCCCUCUAUAUCUCACCCUAUUGUAUCUCAAUUGGAUGAGCAACUGUCUAGACUUACAUCUUCUUCAGUGGCUACGUCUUCCUCCCUUUCAUCUUUCACUAGUAGAUUUGGUGAUCUUGAAAACUUAUCGGAUUACACACAAGAUUUGCUUCAACUACCACACGUUCAACAAGCCAUUUUGACUGAACGGUUUGUUGUCCUAUCAAUGGAACAGGAUCGUAGUUGGUCCUUGUUGUCCAAGAUUAUGAUCUCAAAAAGUGAAACCAAUGAAUUCGACAAUGUUGAUGCUGCUUUGUUCUCACUUCUCAGUCACAACAAGGCCAGCAAAUAUGAAGAAUUGACGAAUCAGUUGCGAGAAAUGGAGGUAACCAUUGAGGUUGUUGAACAAGGGCUUGAAUGCUUUUUCAGGCGUUUAAUCAAAACCCGAGUGUCCCUCCUCAAUGUUUUGAAUCACUAGCUAGUCAAGCUAUAUAUAUACAUGGAUGUUGCCUAUCCAAAAGUUUUGUACUACAGUAACACAUGUACAUUUUUUUUUUAAUUAUUAUAAUAUACAUCAAAAUGAAAUACAAGAUCAACUUCAUUUUUUUUCUUAUUGUCAAGUUCUGCUACUGCAACAGUCUAUCACAUUUCAUCUACUGUACUCGGUUAGAUUCAAUCUGUUUUACCAUAGUUUUUCAACAGAAUUUGUUUGUACAUUAAAAAUGGUAGACCAAUUCAUCAUUUCAUGUGUGGAGAGUUGACAAGAUUCUUUUUCCGUUGCAAACUUUUCAACAAUGCCUUUCUAUUUAAUUAGCACUUCAAAUUGAGUAGUUGUGUUGCGGAUCUAUAGAUGACAUUGCUGAAACAUCGCCUAAGUGAUAGCUUCACAAAAAUCACUUGUCAUUAUUUGUAUUAUGUUGUUUAUUUUGUUGACAAGAUCCAUGAAAUUCAAAAAUAAUACUCAUGCUUGUGGCAGAGCACAAACAUCAUCUAAUUUAAUUGGUAUCCACGUCAGAGUCAGUUCUCAUAAAUUGCACGAGUGGCUUUUAUGAAUGCAGAGUCGCCAAUAUUCUUUUUGUCUUGAACAAUAAUAUCUAACACCCACUUGGUUGUUAGAUGUAGAUCAAAUUUAAGAUAUAUUUCAAACAAGAGCACAGCUUGAAGUUUGGACCUUCGGUACCUCAAGCUGUUGGACGUUUGUGCCACCAUCACAGAUCUCGUGUCAAACGAAAAACAACACCUUCUUUCAGCUCUUGGUAGGAGGAGGAACAUGAACAUGAACAUGGAUGACAUAUGAAGUAGCUACCAAACCUCUACAAAGAAGAUGAUCCAAAAAGACUUGGUCACUCUAGCUAGGCCUAUUUAGGUCUUUAAUUGUCAUAUGUCAAUGGAAACGCAUCUCAAUCUAGGAAGUUCAAUUGGUCAUUGUUGUUGUCCACGAAAAAGGAAUCAUCUAAUGUUGAUGCUGCUUUAAUUUGUGGUCUAAGACUGACGAAUUGCAGAAUCAGUUGCGACAGAUGGAGGCAACGAUUGAGGUUGUUCAACAAGGGCUUCAAUGUUUCCAAUGUUGGAAAAACGCAGACAAACAAAAAAA
Messenger RNA from Solanum pennellii, 2303 nucleotides. RefSeq lists its product as uncharacterized. The transcript has 2 exons. The record is from RefSeq and is a predicted model, not a curated record. Gene Ontology annotation, biological process: root development; shoot system development. Lineage: Eukaryota; Viridiplantae; Streptophyta; Magnoliopsida; Solanales; Solanaceae. Bases 681 to 1187 code for a protein of 168 amino acids.